Molecule: messenger RNA, 1033 nt
Organism: Capsicum annuum
Lineage: Eukaryota; Viridiplantae; Streptophyta; Magnoliopsida; Solanales; Solanaceae
Product: probable phospholipid hydroperoxide glutathione peroxidase
Exons: 6
Coding region: 338-847 (169 amino acids)
Biological process (GO): response to oxidative stress
Molecular function (GO): glutathione peroxidase activity
Source: RefSeq, a predicted model, not a curated record
UUAAAUCUAUUUUCAUACCACUCCUACCUUGAUACCACUCUCUCUCUAUAUAUAUGACAUAUUUUGAUACCACUAUGUAUACAUGACAUAUUCUGAUUUUUUUUUUUAAAUGGGUGGCAAAAUUUGAUAGCCAGUUCUUAUUGGUAGUCGUGGUACUGGGUGUGUGUUGGGGUGGGGUGGGCGGUGGGUGACAAAAAAAAAUAAUUUUUAUACCGUCACGUGCAAACCCAACUUUCGUUGGUUUGUUCUGAAUAUAUAUGGGUGGAUGUGUGGUUGAGUAUUUUGUAGUUUGGGGUUGUUGACUUAAAAUUGGAGCAUCAAAUUUUUUAUAACGAAGAUGGCCAGCCAACCAGAGAAGCAAAAAUCUAUCUAUGAUUUAACUGUGAAGGAUGCAAAGGGAAAUGAUGUAGAUCUUAGUACCUACAAAGGAAAGGUUCUACUUAUCGUCAAUGUUGCGUCCAAAUGCGGUUUGACUAAUUCAAACUACAUAGAUCUCAACCAUUUAUAUGAGAAGUACAAAGAUCAAGGGAUGGAAAUAUUGGCAUUUCCUUGCAAUCAAUUUGGUGCGCAAGAACCAGGGACCAAUGAUGAGAUCGUAGAGUUUGCUUGUACAAAUUUCAAGUCAGAGUUCCCCAUCUUUGACAAGAUUGAAGUGAAUGGCGAAAACACAUCUCCUGUUUAUAAGUUCUUGAAAUCAGCCAAAUGGGGUUUACUUGGGGAUAAUAUUCAGUGGAAUUUUGCUAAGUUCUUGGUUGAUAAGAAUGGCCAAGUUUCUGAUCGUUACUAUCCUACAACAUCUCCUCUCUCAAUUGAGAGGGAUAUCAAAGUGCUGCUGGGAAUCGCGUAAUUGCCAAGGUCAAACCUUCAACAAUGUGGAUUGAUUUCAAACUUGUAGGAAUAGUUUGUCCGUUAUUUGCUUGUGGAGAAAUUCUAAACUGAUGUGUUUUUAGUAGUAGUAAUAAAUUCCUACAUGUUACUCUGUUCUGUUGCUUGAUCAUAGUUUACCAAUCUGAUAUGCAGGCAUUUGAUAUUA